Messenger RNA from Indicator indicator, 479 nucleotides. It is a transcript of the gene S100A11, whose product is annotated as S100 calcium binding protein A11. Gene Ontology annotation, biological process: regulation of cell population proliferation. Gene Ontology annotation, molecular function: calcium ion binding; calcium-dependent protein binding. Lineage: Eukaryota; Metazoa; Chordata; Aves; Piciformes; Indicatoridae. Bases 73 to 366 code for a protein of 97 amino acids. The record is from RefSeq and is a predicted model, not a curated record. Gene Ontology annotation, cellular component: cytoplasm. The transcript has 3 exons.
ACGAACCCAGCUCCUGCCUUGCCACAUCGCUGCCAGGCCCUGCCCGGGACACAGCCCUGCUGAGCACCAGCCAUGCCCACCGAGACCGAACGCUGCAUCGAGUCCCUCCUGGCCGUCUUCCAGCGCUAUGCAGGCAGGGAAGGAGACAACUGCACCCUGUCCAAGAGGGAGUUCCUGGCCUUCAUGAACACGGAGCUGGCUGCUUUCACCAAGAACCAGAAGGACCCAGCUGUGGUGGACAGGAUGAUGAAGAAGCUUGACCUGAACAGUGAUGGGCAGCUGGACUUCCAGGAGUUCCUCAACCUCAUUGGGGGCAUAGCAGUGGCCUGCCACAACACCCUGGUGGUGAAGACCCCUACCCACUGAGCCUGGCUCUGGCUUUCCUCCAGCUCUCUGAACACUCCUGGAAGAUGGAUGCACAGCUGGCAGCAGUGCCCUGGGGCUGGGCACUUCCCCACUCCCUUUUUUAUGUAUUAAAA